AUGGCAGUAUUCGCUCUAAUAGCCCUCCUAAUCGUAGCACUGUUAUUCUACAACUACUACUGGAAACGCAAAGAUCUACCCCCAGGCCCAGCACCAAUACCCCUACUUGGCAACGCGCUAGCCUUACAAACCAACAAACAUUGGCCUGGGUUGUUCCUAAAAUGGUCUCAAGAAUAUGGCAAGAUGUUCACUUACUGGUUGAGUGAAAUGCCAAUUGUAGCCGUUACUGAUACCAAACUGAUAAAUCAGAUGUUUAUAAAAGAAGGAGACAUAUUUGUUGACCGCUUCGAACUGGGCACACUGAAUGACGAUUGUCGUGGCGGCCAAUAUGGACUGAUAUUUGCGAAAUGGGACUUGGCCAGAGAUCAUCGAAGAUUCGGACUGAAGGUUUUUCGAGAUUUUGGUGUGGGAAAAAACAAAAUGCAAGAAAAUGUAAGUCUUUUUAGGUGAUAACAGCUUGGUUGGAUUGUAUUGUUGAGUUAGAGGAUGGCAGGGGCAUACCCAGUUAACAGAAAUGCAAAAAAUUUUCAAAAAAUUCCCUUUUUUCUAAAAAAAAAUUUUGCUAUUUUACUUCAUUGCCCACCUCCUAGAAUUUUUUUUACCCCGUGCAGCAAAAUUUUUGUUUUACUAUCUUCACCCCAAAUUUAAAAAAAAAAAAUUUUUUUUCUCACCCUUUAAAAUUUUUUACCCCGCCCAAAAAAAUUUUUCCGUUGCUUUAUUUGUAUGAACAUGUUUUGAUAAAAAAAGCUAGCCACUCUUAUUUGUAUAAAAAGCAAUCUUUAAAUCCUUAGCUAAAAUUUCCCCCUUCUAUAGUUAGUACUCGGUUAUGUUUAUGACUAACCUGUUCUAGCCCUAGCUCUAGCUCUAGCUUUAGCUUUAUCUCUAUCUCUAGCUCUAGCUCUAGCGCUAGCUCUAGCUCUAGCUCUAACUCUAGGUCUGGUCCUAUAUCUAGAUUAUGAAAGUAAGUAUAGGUAGUACUGUACAAUAAAAUAUUCAAAAACAAUUUUAGAUUCUGGCGGAAAUUCAAAAUUUUUUCGAAAAGAUUGACAAUGAAGCGUUGGGAAAGGAAGAGUUUGACUUGUUUCCGUUGACUGAUAUGGCAGUUGGUUCAAUUAUCAACAGUUUGUUGUUUGGCUAUCGAUUUACUGAAAACGUAAGCUAGAUUUACUUUAAUUAUUUGUAAAUUCUAGUACAGUAUAAGAACAUAAUGUAGUUUACUGUAUCUGUAAAUGCUGUUGUAGCCGCAUUUCUACCUACAUGUUUACUGUAAGCAAAUUUCCAGGGUAAAGAACAAGAAUUUAUCCGCAUGAAGGCCCAACUCCAUACCUAUGUGAACAGUUUUCUCCACCCUCUGAUCCGCCUGUGGGCCGGCUUUGGCCCAGCCAAGUAUCUGCCUUUCUGUCGAGCACCGUGCCAAGCUUUAGUCCAGACACAUAAGGAGAUCUUUGCUGACAUGGACAAACAUAUCAUUGAACAUAAACAGUUCCUACAUCAACAAGAUGACAAUUUCGAACCUCGUGACUAUGUUGACGCCUACCUGAUGGAGAAAAAGCGACUUGAAGCAAGUGGUGAAAGUAGUACCCUUUUCUCGGAUAUCCAGUUGAAGAAUAUAACCUUUGACUUUUGGUUAGCUGGGCAAGAGACUAGUAGUACCACUAUUAGUUGGGGCAUCGCGUUUAUGAUCCAUCAUCCUGAACAUCAGGACAAGGCUUACGAAGAGCUGCAGAGGGUUCUUGGCAGUGAUAGGCUUAUCACUACGGCUGAUAAACAUGAUCUUCCUUAUAUGAAUGCUUUGAUUAUGGUGAGUUACAGUACAAUAAGUACGUCAGAGCUUGAGAAGGGCUAUCAUUAGGGCUGGGGCUAGGGCUAGGGCUAGGGCUCUGGGGCUCUGGGGCACUGGGGCUCUGGGGCUCUGGGGCUAGGGCUCUGGGGCUAGGGCUCUGGGGCUAGGGCUCUGGGGCUAGGGCUAGAGCUACAUUUAGAAUCAGGGCACACAAUUUAAUAAAUUGAUUCAGGAAAUCCAACGCAGAGCAAACUUGAUAAGCGAAAACAUAUUCCGUGUGGCCAACCGUGAUUGCCAUUUUGGCGGAUAUACAAUUAGAAAAGGUCAGAUAUGUCUAGCCCAAUUGUCCGCCGUGCUGGAAGAUCCUGAUUAUUUCGAAAGGCCUCAGGAGUUUCGACCGGAGAGGUUUUUGGAUUCGAAUGGGCAGGUCCAAAAAUGCGACGAACUUAUUCCAUUCGGCGUGGGCAAGAGAUCUUGUGUUGGUGAAGCAUUGGCUCGAAUGGAAUUGUUCUUAAUUAUUGCUAAUUUGCUUAACCGGUAUAAGGUGAGUUUGCUUUGGUAAGGUAGGGUAGGUCAUAUAUAACACAAUUUUACUGUGUUUUAGUUUCUGCCAGCCAAAGAAUUGCCAAUUCUGGAGAAAUGGCCCACAGGCAUGGCAACCCUCCUCAGACCUUACAAAUGCAAAAUUGUUGAACGAAAACAUCUUUAA
Messenger RNA from Bursaphelenchus okinawaensis, 2492 nucleotides. Lineage: Eukaryota; Metazoa; Nematoda; Chromadorea; Rhabditida; Aphelenchoididae. The record is from the annotation of a GenBank genome assembly.